AUGAGCGGUCUCGCCGACCCCCCGUCUAGAAAUACCGUAGUUUCUGGCGCUACAGAUGCGCCUGGCAGGAUACGAAAGCUUCCUCUCCUCUCUUCCUCCGUUCCAUCUUCCGGUCCACCGAUGGGUGAUCCUAUGGAGGUCACUCCGCCUGCUUCAGCAGCGGCAACGGGCGCUGGGCCCUCGGUCCACAACAAUUCCGACAAUGAUCGAGCGGGCGCAAACACUAUAACCACUUCCAAUGGUUCUACUGAACCUGGGCAUGUACACAAUCAUGCAGCGCCCAGCCAGGCCAUCGGAGCUGCGGCUGCAGCCCAGCAGCCCAAGGUCGUGCAAACUGCCUUUAUCCAUAAGCUGUAUAAUAUGCUAGAGGACCCAAGUAUCCAACAUCUAAUUUCAUGGUCCAACACUAAUGACAGCUUCGUCAUGUCGCCUACUUCCGAAUUUUCUAAAGUUCUUGCCCAAUACUUCAAACAUACCAAUAUCUCGUCGUUCGUAAGGCAACUGAACAUGUACGGGUUUCAUAAAGUAAGCGAUGUGUUCCAUACUGGAUCUCCAGACUCAGCGCUUUGGGAGUUUAAACACGGCAAUGGCAAUUUCAAACGUGGCGAUCUGAUUGGGUUGCGGGAGAUCAAAAGGCGAGCGUCUCGGCAUGCGUUGAUCCAUCGCGACUCGUUUCCGGGCCACAAAGCCGUUGCCUCCCAACCUGGCACACCAGCCGAACCGGUCCCUGAUGCCACUGAAGCUCGCCUGAUGAAUCUGGAGCAUACAUUGUACGACAUGCAUAACCGCUUGAGUCGCGCCGAAGAAGGCAAUGCAGCACUCAAUGCAAGAUGUCUAGCCAUGGCCGAGAGCUUGAGCAGGUGCUAUCAUUGGACACAUUCAAUCUCGCGCUUUCUGCAAGGUAUGAUUCCGGAUCGUGAAGGUCUCCUGUACAGAGAUGUUUCCAGUAUGCAGGCAGAACUGGAGAAACACCUCGACAGCGUGCGAGCCCUCGAGCAUCCCCCUGAUCCGUAUCUCUCUAUUCGACAGCCUUACGUACCAACUGUAUCAGUUGAUCCAGGCCCGCCUCUAUCCCCGCGUCAAAUGCCACAGGAAGACAGUCGUCGGCCUUCGAUGAUGGAUACGGCCAGACCUAACAUGAUACGACCACCUGUUCCUUCACAUCUAGCUGUAUCGCCUCGUAGAUAUGGCUCAAUUGGCGCGGCAAAUUCUUCCCCAACUUACGGCCGCCCGCAGGUCCCGACAGUCAUUCCCCCACAACAGCCGAUGCCGCAUCCUCUUUCAUCCGUCUCUUCCCCGCCGGGCCCAAACUUGGCUCGUCGACAUACAUCUGCAGACAUUCGGCAGCAUGGCUGGCCGCCCCCUGGCGUGUCCCCAUUCCAGUCUGCUCACCAGACUGCUACAGCAACAGCUCCCUGGUCUCCGUCACCACACCGAACCCCGACUUCAAGUGACCAGCAGGUUCGAGAAGUUCUGGCACAGUAUGAGAUGGGAGCACCACGACGUCUGCAGGAUACCUCGCGUCACGCUACCCCUCCCUUGAAUCCCGAUCAAACACGCCCGGACCUACCACCGAUAAUGGUUGGACAUUGGGUCCGAGAUUUCCUCGGCAUGACACCUCUUUGCCUGCGACAAGACGGUCAAACCCGACGAGGAUCAGCACGCAAUGAUCGAGGAUCGGAAACGAAAGCGUCUGGAGUAGAUGAACAUUGGUCACCUUCUUGA
Molecule: messenger RNA, 1725 nt
Organism: Aspergillus bombycis
Lineage: Eukaryota; Fungi; Ascomycota; Eurotiomycetes; Eurotiales; Aspergillaceae
Product: HSF-type DNA-binding domain protein
Exons: 7
Coding region: 1-1725 (574 amino acids)
Biological process (GO): regulation of DNA-templated transcription
Molecular function (GO): DNA-binding transcription factor activity; sequence-specific DNA binding
Source: RefSeq, a predicted model, not a curated record